AUGGGCACGCUGAACAAGCGCGCGGACUUCAGGAUCGACCGCAUGGUCGCCGCGAACGAGGCGCACGAGGCGUCCGUCGCGAUCGUCGCGGACCUGCGCAAGACGUCUCAGACGCUCAAGAGCCGCGACAGCCCCCCGAACGUCCUCUUCGCCGGCGAUGACGUCCGCGACGUCGUCGGCGCGCUCCGAAGCAACGCCGGGCAGACGGGGCGCACGGAGACGACGGACACGACCGCGUCGCCCGAGUUUACGAAUCGCGCCUUCGUCCUCGCGGUCCCGCGCGACUCCGCGGGGCCGCUCGCGAACAAGCUCCACGACGGCGGCAAGGACGGCGCGGACCUGAACGCGGAGCUCGGUAGCUCGGGGCCGCCCGCGCUGCACUGCCAGCUGUUCGCGGCGAGCUCGUCGUUGUCGUCCGCACGGAACGAGGACGUGCUGAUCGGGGAAGGAUUCGUCGACUUCUUCGGGACGACGGUGGAGGGGGGGCGCGCGGGGGACUCGAAGGAUGGAGGGAGGACGGUGCGAUGCCACGUCUUGGUCGCCAACGCGGAGGGGUUGAGCGACGAAAACGGGAGGGAUCCGUCCGCGUUCGUCGCCGCGAAGACGAUGCGCGAGGCGGCGGCGCGGCUGCCGAGCCGCGCGGCGACGCGCGCGGUGCCGCGGACGCGCGAUCCGACGUGGAACGAGAUCGUCACCGUGGAGGUGGCGGAGAACGAGCUCGACCGCGAAAAGGUGCUCCUCGCCGUCGUCAACCACGACACCAACAAGCUCAUGGGGAAAGUCUCCAUCCCCCUGAAGGGCGUCGCGGUGGGGAGGCACUACAACAUGAAGCUCACGCUGGGCGGCGGAGCCAGCCUGUGCGUCUCGGUGAUCAUUCCCGCGGCGCCCGCGCGCGAGCUCGCGCGCGUCCGCGGCGACUCGGACGCGUUGAAGCUGGAGGCGUCCAUCACCGGCGUGCACGCGUUCGACGAACGCGACGACGGAUACGCCGGCCCCGUCGUCGCGGUGUGGCGAAUGGCGAGGGACGGGAAAGCCGCGCUCGCGGCGGGGGAGACGGCGCACGCGCUGUGGACGACGGUCGACGGGGGAAGAGAGGACGCGAUCGUGAAGGCGAUGGCGCAGAUCACGUCGGAGGCGGGCACGGACGCGAGCCCGACGCUUCAGGGCGCGACGCUCUCCGGCCCGCCGCUGUGGCCGAGCGGCCACCGCGCGAGCUUUCUCACCUCCGCCAGUAUGGUGUCGCAGUCGCGCUCCCCCGCGCUCGUCCUCGAGCUCCACAACGACCGCGGCAUGAUCGGCCGCGCGGUGAUCCCGGCGUCGGACCUCGGACGCGGCGGGCGCCCGAGCUCGCUGAACGACGUCCCGCUGUACGCGCGCGGCGGCGACGAGGCUGGCCGCGUGAACAUCACCGCGAGGGCGUGGCCUCGCGACGCCGUCGUCGCGAGCCGCGAGAAGGAAAUCGCGGGGGGGUUCGCCGCGGGCGGCGGCGGGCUCGGCGUCGGCGGCGACGGCGCGUGGAUGCUGAGCGCGAUGGCGACGGACAUGAUGGACAAGCAGGCGGCGAUGGAGGACGCGAUGACGCGGCUCGACGCCGCGGAGAAGCGGUGCGAGUCGUUGAAGUGGCGCGUGCAGGACGCAGAGAGCGCGAGGAAGCGUCUGGAGGCGGACAACACGGAGCUGCGGCGGCUGCUGCACGAGGAGAAGAACGCGGACCCGGCGGCGGGGUUGGCGCUCAUGGGGGACAUGUGGGACGUCAACGACGUCAUGGCGGCGAAGGAGCGCGUCGGGCAGAUCGCGGCGCGGUACGCCGCGGAGAAGCGACGCAACACGGAGCUGAUUCACAGGCUCAAGGCGAUGCACGAGGCCACCGUGGGCGCGGAGCAUCUCAAGGCGCGUCACCAGGAGCUUCAAGAGGCGCACGCGUUUCUCUCCAAGAGCUCGAUGAAGUGGGAGCGAGAGGCGAAGAAGGUGAUGAAAUGCAAAGAGACGAUCGCGAUGCAGGAGGGUAUCAUCGCGCGUCUGGAGACGGUGCUGGAGCAGGCGGUCGUGGACCAGCGGCGGCUCGCGGAGGCGGAGCACGUCGCCGGUCGUCUGCAAGACGCGAACGAGCUCCUCAAAGGGGGCGCGGAUUGGGAAGAGCUCGACGCGUUGCGAGAGGAGAACACCGCGCUGCGACGCGCGGCGAAGGAGCGCGAAACGGACCAGCGCGACAUGCAGAGCGACCGCGUGGCGCUGACGCUGAGGCUGGAGAAGGCGGAGGCGGCGGCGAUCGCGAGCAACAACGAGAUGCUCGAGGUGUCGCGUCGAUGCGCGCGGGAGAUCGCGGCGCUGCGGAGCAAGCUCGCGGAGAAGGACGCGCAGCUCAUGGGCGGGUUCGGGUCCGUCGCGAACUUGGUACUCGAGGAGCUCCCGCCGUCGAAGCGGCUGACCGCGAUGGAGCCGCCGGUGAACGAGCGGCAGGUGGGUCGAGGCGGCGGGUUGCUCGAGGGCGGCCGCGACGAGCAACGCGAGCGCGAGCGUCGACGCGGCGGAGAGAGUUACGGUUACGAAGACGACGGCGCCGAGUGGCGGCCGGAGUACGAGGACCGCCAGGCCCAGGGCGUGGAUCACAUGGUGCAGCGGGAGCUCGACGAGGCGCGCGCGCUCGGGAUGGUGGAGGAGAACCCGAAUCAGAAUGGCAGGAGGCGCGGCGGCGGCGCGCACGAGCCGAGUCCGCCGCCCGGGGAUCGGCCGUCGGACGGCGGCGGCGGCCCGCGAGGGUCGAGGAUGGACGGGGGGCCGCGCGGCGACGACAGGCUGGACGGCGGCGGCGGCGGCGGCGAAGAGGGAGACGGAGAUGAGUAUCCCUCCAUUAUGAUGCGCGGCGACGGCGACGAUGACUUCGCGGGGGAGGCGACGCGGCACUCGAGAGGGAGCGUAGCGUCCCCGACGCGAUCGGUCGUCAGAUCGCCGACGACGAAGUCGCCGACGAUGAAGUCGCCGACGAUGAAGUCGCCGACGCAGACGAUGAAGUCGCCGCAGAAGCCGCCGUCGACGAACAAGAAGAAGUCCAUGUUCGGUCGCCGGUCGUGA
Micromonas pusilla CCMP1545 is the source of this 3072-nucleotide messenger RNA. RefSeq lists its product as uncharacterized. Bases 1 to 3072 code for a protein of 1023 amino acids. Lineage: Eukaryota; Viridiplantae; Chlorophyta; Mamiellophyceae; Mamiellales; Mamiellaceae. The record is from RefSeq and is a predicted model, not a curated record. The transcript has 3 exons. Gene Ontology annotation, cellular component: peroxisome.